AGCGCGCACGCUGACGCACGGAGCGCAGCAAAAGGUUAACGAGUCUGCAGCAGUGCAGCACAUGACUGUUUGUUUACAAAUACGCAAACACUGGAUGUUUUGGGGUUUUGGGGCCUUUUGGGGUCACUGUUGUUGGCGUUUUGCAAUGCAGGGUCGGCGGGGCUCCUGGGUUUUGGAUAAAUGAAUGCUCUAUUGUUUUGACUUUUUUCACUCGCUAAGUGAAAUGUUGAAAAUUGUAAUCCCCUACAGUUCAUUUUGAGAAGCUGAAAUGUUGUCAAUUAAAAAUUCCCACAAUAACAAUGCAUAACUCUAUAGAGAGAGAUAGAGAGAGAGAGAGACAGAGAGAGAGAGAGAGAGAGAGAGAGAGAGAGAGAGAGAGAGAGAGAGAGAAUUUCAAAAGCAAACCUACUCUUUAAAGUCAUGUAGAAGUAAAAUAGUUCUUAUCCAAAAUAAACAGUUUACACUCAAACAAUGUAAACUCUGUAGGCUUUAGAUUAAACCUAAGCUUUAUGGAAUUCAGCCUGUGGUUGGCACACAUGUAGAAAGUCAAUUGCAAUGGCUAAACUGACUGACUGGUCAUGAAUGCGUUUGUUUUAUACAUGAACUGAGUGUUUCACGUACACAAUAGGCCUGACUUGAACAUUUCCAAAAUACGGUCAGUGGGCAAUGACCUUAUGUCAGCUGUUUAGGCUAAAAGGUCCAUUUAAAUGUCAGUUUUAUGUGACUAAAAAACAAACAAAACAAAACAAAACACAAUCAAUUAGUUUCCCACAAGGCAUUGGUCAGAAGUGUCAUGGAUGUUGGUGAAAUCCAAGAGGGUCAUAUAGAAAAACCUUGGCCCCUCCUUCCAUUUAUAUAGUGGAUUCUCUUUUAGAAAAUGCAUUGAUGAAGCCUGUGCAUAGAAGACAAGGGCUGCAUACUAAAGAGCUGUAGAGCUCAACAAAAACAUUAUUCAUCGGCCACCUUCUCUGUCAUAGAAGAACAUUUAGGCAUCAAAAACACUGCCCUGGUAACUCACUUUUGGUGUUUAAUCAAAUGAUCAGGAAAUGAAAUAAUUCAGAGUUAAAAGCACACACACAUACAUGCAUACAUACACUUAUAUAUAGCAUUUUCCGGCGUAUACAGGUAUACAGUGCAUCCUCGUACACCUCGUGUCACCUUUGAAUCUGGGCACAGCACUUUUGUUUCAGGGCAGUAUAUUGCAGUCUGCCCUGGAUUAGGUAAGAAUAUUUGGGUUAGUUUAAUAGGUCACUGAAUGACACCUGCAGCAUAGUAGACAAUUACAAAACUCAUUUGCUCCAUUUUCACUUUCUUUAAAGUCUUGUGUUUUUGGCACUGCUGCGCUUUACUUCUAAAAGGUUCUAAUCCUAUUGUUUCAGGAUGUUACACUUCGGUAAAUGGCCUGGAAAGCAAACACUGUAGGUCUAUUGAAUUUCAACACAUAAUACAAUCCAGAUUUGCAUUUCCUGUAGGGAAAACUAGCGCAUACAGGACAGCAAUAGAAAAGAGUUAAAGUUUAGGUAAAACGAUACAGGUUUCCCACGUUCAUAGAAACACCUGGUAAUAUGUAAUAGUGGAUUGCCUUGUUACAGAAAUCAAUAAAAUAACUAAGUCGUUUUGUUUUUUAUAGACUAUAAUAUACUAAAUAUUAAUAUAUCUAAACAAGGAUGAAAUGAGCUCCAAAACUAAGUUUGAUUAACGGCAUUCACCUCAAAACUUUAAGAAUUUGAGUUGGAAUAUAUUCAGAGAUUUUUUUUUACACGAUCUAUAUAUCACAUGCCUGGCUUUUUGGCUGCUCUGAUUGUUUUAAGAUCUGUGCCGGCUUUUAGGUCACUUUUUUGCGGAAUUUCCCGCUUCGUUUGUAGACGAAUUAUAAUUUAGAUGCCGGAGUUUUAUAUCACAUAGACGCAGCGAAAUAAAACGGUGUUUGCGGACGUUUUACGUCUGCUUAACACAGAACCGGAAAUGGUUUUGUUCUGAGAGUGACGCGUCUCGACGCGCGAGCUGUGAGAGGAGCAGGUGAUCAGUUACUAUGGCAGCUCCCUUUGCGUUAACAGCGAAUUAUACUAGAAUACAGACAUUAACGUCAUAUUUCCGGCAUUGUCGAUCAAAACGAUGGAUUAAUCUGAAAACAGUCAACCGGAGAAGCCCUUUUUGUCAGUCACUGAAAAGACACGCUGCCACUGUGGUCUCAGGGACAGAACUUGCUCGACAGAUCCAUAAAGAGAUCCAGAGCGAUAUAGCGAAACUAGUGGCCCAAGGCGACAGGAGACCUCACCUGAGUGUCAUCCUGGUGGGAGAUGAUCACGCCAGCCACACUUACGUGAGAAACAAAACCCGAACAGCUUCACUGCUUGGCAUGUCAAGCAGCACAAUCUUCAGGCCGUCAUCAGUGUCUCAGGAAGAGAUGUUGGAACUGAUAGACAAAUUCAACAGAGACAGAAGCAUCAGUGGGCUGCUGGUACAACUCCCUCUUCCAGAGCACAUCAACGAGAGAGCCAUAUGCAAUGCUGUCGCUCCAGAAAAAGACGUUGAUGGAUUCCACAUAGUAAACAUUGGGAAACUCUGCUUGGACCAGAGGUGCAUGGUGCCAGCCACAGCUGCGGCAGUGUGGGAAAUCAUCAGGAGAACGGGCAUUGAAACGGUUGGAAAAAACGUGCUUGUUGUUGGGCGCUCCAAGAAUGUAGGAAUGCCUAUUGCCAUGCUGCUGCAUUCGGAUAGAAACCAUGAACGGUCCGGAGGCGAUGCCACAGUUAUCAUGGCUCAUAGAUGCACUCCUCUACCGCGACUGAAGGAACUUGCCAGUCUGGCUGACAUAGUGAUUGCCGCUGCAGGUCAGCUCUGUGUGUCCUGGUCAGGUGUGCCUCACUUAAUAACAGCGGAUAUGGUAAAAAUCGGAGCUGCAGUUAUAGAUGUCGGUAUCAACCGCAUGCUGGACCCCGUCACUGGUAAACUCCGUCUCGUUGGAGAUGUGGAUUUUGAAGCUGUGAAGGAGAAGGCCGGAUUCAUCACUCCUGUGCCUGGAGGAGUCGGCCCAAUGACCAUCGCCAUGGUAAUGAAAAACACAGUCACUGCUGCCAAAAAUGCUCCGACAUACUGAACAAACACAAAACCUGCCAUUAUGGGUGGACAAGAUACAAGCACUUCGCUCUGGAUGCUUUAAUUGGCACCAUUUGUCCGUACCUUGAUUAUAAGCGCAAGCCCCUGCAAGCUUCCUCUACAACAUCCUUCCCUGCCCAUCGGCAAGCUGUGACAGGCCGCUCUAGCUGGCACGGCAGCCAUGCAUGGCUAUGACAGUGGCUACACCCUAAUUCGUUUCUUAACUCUGGAAAAAUGAGAGAGAUGCUUCCUUACUGAUUAUAAGUUCGUCUUUGCAACAGUAUUAUAAUUUUAUCGGGGCCAAGAAUAUAGGGAGGGUUUGUGGUGCAAGUUUAACAUUACCUCGAGUGAAGCCGGAAGUCUUAGUUGCAUCAUCCCUACAGAGAGUUUCGGUACGACUUGACUGGCUGCUCAACAGGUGGCGGGGUAAUAGAUGGUUCUCAGAUAGACGACAGAUGAAUCUGUCCACACUGAGACAAACGGACAUUAAUACAUUUUCUCAGGAAAUUAUUUUAAACGUGUAGUUCGAACAACAAAAUGGCAAAAAAUACCACAAGGAUGCUGCUGUAUUUGAUGUUUAUUUAUUCAUUCACCUGUUAAAAGUAUUA
Molecule: messenger RNA, 3707 nt
Organism: Puntigrus tetrazona (Sumatra barb)
Lineage: Eukaryota; Metazoa; Chordata; Actinopteri; Cypriniformes; Cyprinidae
Gene: mthfd2l
Product: methylenetetrahydrofolate dehydrogenase (NADP+ dependent) 2 like
Exons: 8
Coding region: 2033-3100 (355 amino acids)
Biological process (GO): tetrahydrofolate interconversion
Cellular component (GO): mitochondrion
Molecular function (GO): methenyltetrahydrofolate cyclohydrolase activity; methylenetetrahydrofolate dehydrogenase (NAD+) activity; methylenetetrahydrofolate dehydrogenase (NADP+) activity
Source: RefSeq, a predicted model, not a curated record